Dentiscutata erythropus is the source of this 1329-nucleotide messenger RNA. Lineage: Eukaryota; Fungi; Glomeromycota; Glomeromycetes; Diversisporales; Gigasporaceae. The record is from the annotation of a GenBank genome assembly.
AUGAAAAAAGAUUCCGAAUACAAUGAAAUGGAGCACGAAAUUAAACAUGCUCCAUUUUUAAUUCCAAAAAAUCCGGUGUAUGAAUUUUACGGAUUAAAAAUUGCACAAGUCAUGGAAGCAAUGAAAUUCAUACAAAAGAGAUCACAGUCAAGUGGAUUGCAUGAUACAUUGAGCGUGUUACUUGAUACAAUGGGUAGCAUAAAUAUAAAUUUGCCAGACGCUAUCGAGUUGUAUACCACUUACCUAAAAUUUGAAUUUAUACGUGAAAAGACAUUAUCUAAUGUUGAAGAAUUUAAACAGAGAUGGUUGGAAAACUGUAUGUUCUUUUUACACGAAAACAAAAAUAGUGUAUUUUUAUCCAUGGUUCCACAAUUGCUCAAGUUCUGGCCAAACAUUUUCGUCGGAACUCCACAGUUCAUUUACAUUAUUGCAAGUGGAAUAAACUCUGCAAUUACAAUAAAAAUACAAGGUUAUCGGCGGCGUCGAAGGCGUAGAUUCUAUCCUUGGAUUAAUAAUGUUAAUCAGACUGAAAAAUUUAUGAGCACAUCAGUUUACCUAAAAAGCUUGGAUCCUUUAAGCGCUGUCUGGCUUUUAGAGACCGUCUCCCCUACAGUAAAAAUUAUUGAGGCUCUAUUUGAAAUUAUGAUUUCUACGACAACAGAUGAAGCACGUUUUGAAAUCAUUAAUUAUAUAAAUUCGACAUUUCACUCAUGGCAAAAAAAUGAAACACCUGCAAUAGAUUUAAUGGAUGAUUUAUGGAAAAAACCUCAUCCUGCGUUAAAACGCGGGCUACUGUCAUUACAGCCAAAAGUUAAAACUAUUGCAGCUUCAAUUGGCAUACAAAUAAAAUUUUCUAACUUGGUCGAGGAGAUUUCUGAUGACAAACACAUAGAACUUGAAGAAAAUGAUGAUGGAAUAAUGGCAAUUCCAGUUCUGGUGUAUUUCCAAUAUCAAAACAAUCGAAGGAUCGCCAGUUACGUUUUACGACCAUGCAGUCUCGUAACAAAAAUUAUUGUUACUUCAUCUGAAGAAGAAGUAAAGCAACCGAAUAAUCAAAAAAAUCGGUCAUCACGUGCUGCACGUUAUCUGGCACAACGAACAACACCACAAACUUCUAGGCAUAAAAGUGCUUCAAGUAAUAUCGAGUUACCAAUAGAAGAUGGUAGCACUCAGAAUAAAACACCUCGUUCAAGAACGAGGGCGGUAACGGCUCAAACGAUGUCCUUAAGAUCUACAAUAAAUACCUCGCAGCUUUCAGGUGGCAAACGUAAGAGUACUAUUCCAACUGCGUCAUGGAAGAAGCAACCAAAAGUUCCCGAAGAAUCGUAA